Molecule: messenger RNA, 1429 nt
Organism: Colletotrichum destructivum
Lineage: Eukaryota; Fungi; Ascomycota; Sordariomycetes; Glomerellales; Glomerellaceae
Product: Putative ribonuclease H domain-containing protein
Exons: 2
Coding region: 482-1129 (215 amino acids)
Biological process (GO): DNA replication, removal of RNA primer
Molecular function (GO): nucleic acid binding; RNA-DNA hybrid ribonuclease activity
Source: RefSeq, a predicted model, not a curated record
CGCUCCCGAACCUUGCCUUCUCCAAAAUCCUUGCCAUCACUUCACCACCAUGGAUCGCUAUCCUUGCGCAAAGCGAUACAAGCACGGCGUUGACUGCCCCGGCUGGGUGAGCGUGCACAACGCUCGCUGAGAAGACUGCGUUGUGUACAACCGAUAAGCCACGACUUUCACGUGAGGUGGUCGAGGGGCGAAAACACAGACGGAUAAAAAGACGGGUGGGGAGUAAGAUGUUGCGACCCAAGAACAAAGCAGGACCAGGGAAACGCCCCAUAGCGCACCUGGCGGAUAUGGAUAAUGAUUGACCGGUAUUAUCCCACUCGGUUUUGGCCGCUUCUUAUCUGCAGCUAUGCCCGGAAUGCGAGGUUUGGCUAACAGCCAAUGCGUUCACGAUAAAUCGCGAUGCCCCACUUUGACAGACGUGUCAACAUAUCACCUGACAGAAAGCCUGCGGUGGCCAGCUAGGUAAACAGGCUGGUAUAGGAUGCUUGCAGAUAAGACCCAGGCACUUCAAGAACAAGGACUCAACGUCGAGCUUCGAUGGGUCCCCGCCCAUACCGGCAUCCGGGGCAACGAAGCCGCAGAUGUAGCAGCCAAGGAAGCAGCCGGAUGGAGGAAGGACGGGCAAGCAGGCUCGAAAGCGGACAGAUCGAGGACCUUAUACAAGCUUAGGUCAACGCUGAAGACUUGGACACAUAAAGAAGUAACCAAGAAAUGGCACGCCGAAUGGAAGGCCGAGGAGCGCGGCAGGGCCUCGUUCCGGUAUACGCCAAAACCAACGAAGAAGGUCCUUCAGCUCCACGAAGGGCUGAGCAAACGACAGAGCGCGCUCCUAGUCCAGAUGCGCACCGAAAAGAUAGGAAUCCAGGACUUUCUCUUCAACCGAAGAGUGCCGGAUAUCACCAACGCCAACUGCCCAUGCCAGGAAGGACGACAAACGGUAUCACACAUCCUGCUGCGAUGCCGAAAAUUCCGACAACUCCGGCGCCAGGAACUCGGAGCCAUUCCAGGAAGACACAAUCUCCGGGCCAUACUGAACGAGCGCAAAGCAGCCGCAAAGGCAAUCAGAUUCAUUGAACAGACCGAGAUCCUUGGGCAAAUCAGGACCGAGUCACAACCCAGACAAAGCUGAGCAUUGGGGGGAGACUGUAGGUACACAGAACCGUCAUAAGAGGCACGCGCCUCGACAGAGCCUAGGCAAACAUGUACAUUAGUAGAGAACCGCGAACUACACGAGGGGUCCAGCCAAAUGUAGACAGAGGUUGAGGAGCAAAGUGGGAAAGUUGGGGACAGCUGGUCAAUGUUUUGCAUUGGCGAAGUGGGGCGCCACGGAUCAGCAUCCGGAGCGCCUCGGCUGUGGGCCAAACCCCGCUCGCCGGGCAUAGCUGCUGACUAAAAGCGGCCAAAACCGAGUAGGAAAUCAAGUCAAGUC